This is a messenger RNA of Rotaria sordida, 465 nucleotides long. The record is from the annotation of a GenBank genome assembly. Lineage: Eukaryota; Metazoa; Rotifera; Eurotatoria; Philodinida; Philodinidae.
AUGCAAACUUUAUGGCAAUAUCUCGUCAUCGUUGCAAUUUUUGCAGUAGCCUAUGGUGAUUUUAAAACAAAAGAUGUUCAAUCAAUUUCCAGCGGAGUUUCGUUCGGAAUGUGUCGUGGUUAUUGUCGACAAUCGAUCAAUGUAACAUCAAAUCCAUUACAGAUUAUGGUUGCAAAAGAGGCAAAUUUCGAGCAAAAAUCCUAUCCUUCCAUUCGACGACCGUUUUCUUUUUCACCAAAUCAAUGGAAAGAACUUAUUUCUCUUCUUAAUUUGAACGUAUUUGAAGCAUUGGGCGAUAGAAUUGGAUGUCCUGAUUGCGCUGAUGGUGGAGCAGAAUGGAUUCAAGUUAAUUGGACAGAGGGUAGCAAACGAGUAACAUUUGAGAAUGGUCGUGCCAUCAAAGGAAUUGAAGGACUCAUUGAAAAAUUACGACAAAUGAGAGAAGAAUAUGGAACUCAAAUCUAA